This is a messenger RNA of Corythoichthys intestinalis (scribbled pipefish), 1358 nucleotides long. RefSeq names its product replication termination factor 2 (gene rtf2). Gene Ontology annotation, biological process: site-specific DNA replication termination at RTS1 barrier; mitotic DNA replication termination. The transcript is spliced from 9 exons. Gene Ontology annotation, cellular component: nucleus. NCBI's taxonomy places the organism in Eukaryota, Metazoa, Chordata, Actinopteri, Syngnathiformes, Syngnathidae. The coding region runs from base 97 to 993 and encodes 298 amino acids. The record is from RefSeq and is a predicted model, not a curated record.
AUCCAGUUCAGUUCCGGAAGUCUGUCAGUUUGUUGUUUUCUUUCUCGACGCUAGUUAGCUUCAGCAACACAACAACUUCUCCAUUGGACUUCCAAAAUGGGAUGUGAUGGUGGAACGAUCCCCAAAAGACACGAAUUAGUGAAGGGUCCCAAGAAAGUCGAGAAGGUUGACAAAAAUGCUGAAUUGGCCGCCAAAUGGAAGUACUGUGCCCUAAGCCAGGAGAAACUCAAGCGUCCAAUCGUCUCCUGUGAAUUGGGAAAGCUAUAUAACAAAGAUGCCAUCAUUGAAUACCUUCUGGAUAAGUCUGCUGAAAGACCCAACACCGAUGCUGUCACACAUAUCCGAGGAACCAAGGAUAUAAAAGAGCUGAACUUGACAGAUAAUCCUGAGUGGGAGGGCGAGAGAAGGAACACUAAAGGAGACCGAUACGAGGACAUCUAUUGCGGGAUGUUUAUUUGCCCAGUUGUUGGGCUGGAGAUGAACGGCAAGCACAGGUUCUGUUACCUAAAGACGUGUGGUUGCGUUUUCUCGGACCGUGCCCUGAAGGAGGUUAAGACAGAAAUUUGCCACAAGUGCGGCGACCCCUUUCAGAAAACUGACAUCGUCGUGUUGAACGGAACCAAGGAGGAGGUCGACAAGCUGAAGGAGAAUAUGGAGGAGAGGCGAGCCAAAGCCAAAACUAAGAAAUCAAAGAAGAGUAAAGCUGCUGAAAGUCUGUCGGCGCCAUCAGAUGCAAAAGAUGCCGCUGAAGUGACCCAAGUGCAAAACGGCUCACUUGAGAAUGGCGGGGAAAGCAGCCAAUCAGAUCAAGCCGGAAGCUCAGGAAGCUCCAUCAACGGCGACAGACAUUUGACGGCCGCGUCCAAGCGAUCCAUCCAAGAAAUGGAGGAGAAAUCGGAGGCCUUUAAGUCCAUCUUCACCACCCACAGCUCGGCCAAGCGCACCAAAGAUCAGACCUCUAACUGGGUCACCCACACGCCGUACCACUUUUAGUGUAACUUUCCCUAGCACCAUGAGUGAACUCAUUUUUCCUUGUUUCUUUGAUACUGUAAUUUGCGUUCUUCCACCCAAUGAUAUUUUAAAUGCUUCACGCUUUUUUUUUUGGUGUUAUUUCCUACUCUUUGCUUGAUUGCCAAAAGUAUUAAAUCUCUAUAUACAAUUAAAGGCAGGUGAUUGAAUACUUUUGGCAAUGUGAGCCGUCAGAUUUUAGCAUUUAAAGUGAUGUUUAUGAUUUGAGAGAUUCCAUAUGUAAGUGAGUUAUGUGUGAAAAUAAACCUUCAUACAGUUAUUUUCUUAUAUUUCAAAAUUAAUAUUGCAGUUUGACCAUAUUCAUUUUAAAAUGGGGGGGGGGGGGUCUA